GUGCAGCUUAGCGAGCAACCCACGUAACCCGUUUCACUUAUUUCCUUCCCCCAUUUUCUUCACCAAGCAUUUCCGUAUUCCACUUUCUGAUAUUCUCUUUCCGAUUGAAUUUGCAAGAGAAUGGUUAUCAUCAAGAAAGAGUAUGAGUUUCUGAAGGAGAUCGGUCUGGGAUCAGUAAAUCUCGGUGGUUAUGUUAAUGGCGAGUGGAAGGCCAGUGGCCCAGUCAUCUCUACUGUCAAUCCUUCUAACAACCAGAAAGUUGCUGAAGUGAAGGAAGUUUCAAUAGAGGAUUAUGAAGCGGGACUUCGUGCUUGCAGUGAAGCAGCCAAGACAUGGAUGAGUGUUCCUGCACCAAAGAGAGGUGAGAUCGUAAGACAGAUAGGAGAUGCAUUCAGAGCUAAGUUGGAUUAUCUGGGUAGGCUCGUGUCACUUGAGAUGGGCAAAAUAUUACCUGAAGGAAUUGGUGAGGUUCAGGAAGUUAUUGAUAUGUGUGACUAUGCUGUCGGGCUGAGCCGACAACUGAAUGGUUCAAUAAUACCUUCAGAACGUCCAAAUCAUAUGAUGUUCGAGGUGUGGAACCCACUGGGAAUAGUUGGAGUGAUCACUGCUUUCAAUUUCCCAUGUGCUGUUCUUGGAUGGAAUGCCUGCCUUGCCUUAGUCUGUGGAAAUUGUGUUGUGUGGAAGGGUGCACCAACAACUCCAUUGGUAACUAUUGCUGUCACAAAACUAGUGGCUGAGGUUCUUGAGAAAAACAACUUGCCCGGUGCAAUAUUCACUUCAUUUUGUGGUGGAGCAGAAAUUGGUCAAGCAAUAGCCAAAGAUACACGGAUUCCCCUAGUUUCAUUCACUGGAAGUUCAAAGGUGGGUUUGAAGGUGCAACAAACUGUUAGCGAGAGGUUCGGUAAAAGCUUACUUGAAUUGAGCGGAAACAAUGCCAUAGUUGUUAUGGAUGAUGCCGACAUCGGUCUGGCUGUGCGUUCUAUUUUGUUUGCUGCUGUUGGAACCACUGGUCAGCGCUGCACAACAUGCCGUAGAUUGUUUCUUCACGAAAGUAUAUAUCAAAAUGUAUUAGAGCAAUUAGUUGGAGUUUACAAACAAGUCAAAGUUGGAGAUCCUUUGGAGAAAGGAACCCUUGUUGGCCCAUUGCAUACUUGUGCUUCAAGGGAGAAUUUUGAGAAGGGGAUUUCUGCCAUAAAAUCUGAGGGAGGGAAAAUUCUGACCGGUGGAUCAGUUAUAGAGUCAGCUGGGAACUUUGUACAACCAACAAUAGUCGAGAUUUCUCCUAGUGCCUCCGUAGUGAAAGAAGAAUUGUUCGCUCCGGUUCUGUAUGUUAUGAAAAUUCGGAGUCUGGAAGAAGCAAUUCACUUGAACAAUUCUGUACCGCAAGGGCUGAGUAGUUCAAUCUUCACCCGCAGGCCAGAAGCUAUUUUCAAAUGGAUUGGGCCUCGUGGCAGUGAUUGUGGCAUAGUGAAUGUAAACAUCCCAACUAAUGGAGCUGAGAUUGGCGGCGCCUUCGGUGGAGAAAAGGCAACUGGCGGUGGCCGUGAAGCGGGUAGUGACUCUUGGAAGCAAUACAUGCGACGUUCAACCUGCACAAUCAACUAUGGAACAGAACUACCACUGGCUCAAGGCAUAAACUUUGGCUAAUGAAUCAAGACAUCACGACAAAAACAGUUCAUAUACCGUCUGAACUGCGAUCUAGUCGAGAAUUGUCAUAUCAUGCCAACUUGAUUGUGUUAUGACAAUAUUGUAAUGAUGUUGUAGGACUAAUCUCCGGUCUCAUAAAAUAAAAGCAGUUAUAAUAAUUGGAAUAAGCUUUUUCGCGUUUCUCUUCUACUUUCUUUUUUGUAACAUUUUAGUGGCAAGCUUUGAGACUUAUAUGCUACUCAGGCAAACGCUGAAAUGUGAUGCUAGGAAAGCCGCUAAUAGCGUACGUGUGACCGAUGUGGGGCCAUUGAAGACUUGGAAGCUAUAAUAUUUCAACGAGUGAAAAA
Messenger RNA from Morus notabilis, 1994 nucleotides. Its product is annotated as aldehyde dehydrogenase family 7 member A1. The record is from RefSeq and is a predicted model, not a curated record. Lineage: Eukaryota; Viridiplantae; Streptophyta; Magnoliopsida; Rosales; Moraceae. The transcript is spliced from 15 exons. Bases 121 to 1647 code for a protein of 508 amino acids. Gene Ontology annotation, molecular function: aldehyde dehydrogenase (NAD+) activity.